CCCUACGAAUUUAUAGAAAUCUGCAAUGUUAUAGCCAAUGCCAUUAGCGUUCUCAGUUUUCACUUUAUAUCUGGAGAAUCAUGAACCUUCUGCCUUUUUCCUCCCAGUUCUUUAUAUCUUGAACAGCGAUGAAUUUAAAUAAGUUAAAAUACCCGAUAUAUUUUCACAAUAUCGUAAACAUUUCUUUUCGCUCCAUUAUAACAAGAUUUCCACGUAUCUACUAUUUUAUUUUGGCAUCUCAAAUAUUUGAUAUUUCUUUAUUGUUAGGUUAAAGUAGCUUCCGAAAUUCGUACACAAUAUAAUUUUAACGACAUCAAAAUGUUUGUUAACCUAUUUUUGUAUUUCUGAAGAAAUAUAAAAUGUAUAUGAAGAAGAUGGUCUUCCGAACAUGAUUUGUUAUCCAUGCAAAUAUCAAUUAGAAAAGUCCUACCAGUUUAAGAAAAAAUGUGAAGCUGCUGAUGCUAAACUUCGUAAGCACAUGAAAUUGAUUCAACAAUUAACUGGUCAAGGCGAAGAAGGAGAAAAUCAGGAUAGUAACAGGGAAGAACUAAAGGAUUCUUCCAGUGGAAAAUCGAAACAAGUUAAACAGCUUUUAGCUGAUUUAGUAUCAAGUAAAGGUGACAGUGGACAAACAGAUGGAGAUCCAAUUGAAGUAACGGAAGAAGAACUUGUUGGUGGUUACAUCCUAGGUAUGAAUUCAGAAAACUUAGAGAUGGAAGAAACAAUGUCGGAAGAUCCAGAAAAUAUUACAUUAGUACCUGCGGAGGAACGUACUGCAAAAGCACGUUGCACAAUACGUACAACACGUAUUAAGCAAGAACAGGAAUCUGAAGAUGAAGCGGAAGAAGUACAAAGAGCAAUUGCAAAUGCUGACCACAAAAAUGUUUAUAUGAUGGAAGUUACGAGUAACAGUUCAGGUCAAGGAGAAUCCUUAAAACUACAACCUAUCGGAGAUACCAUGGUUGAAACUAGUGAAGAGUUAAAAGUGUUUCAAUGCGAUAAAUGUCCAAAAGCAUUUACCCGAAGAAUAAUGUUGAAAAGUCAUCAGUCUGUUCACUCUACACAAAGAGGUUUUACAUGCCAAGCUUGUGAAAAAUGGUUCCCUACUAGAUCAGCUUUGGUCAGACACGAACGUACUCAUACAGGUGAAAAACCGUUUGGUUGUAACAUUUGUCAUCGUGCCUUCGCACAGAAAGAAAUUUUACUUCGACAUCUCAUGACUCAUUCUGGUCAAAAACCAUUCCAAUGCCAACAUUGUGACAAGAGCUUUACUCAACGAGAAGCGUUGAAGGUACAUAUGAGAAGACAUCAAAAGUUGGAUCCAAAUGAUAUACAGUUACACCAUUGCCAACUUUGUCCUAAAGCCUUUUGUCAUGCAUCUGGACUUAGCAGACAUUUAGUUACACAUACUGGCAGAACAUACAAGUGUGUAGAAUGUGAAAAAUCUUUCACUGAUAAAAGUUCGUUGUUAAGGCACAGUCGUAUCCAUGCACCCAAAAAAAUAAUAACAAAUUAAAUUUCCCCUACGAAUUGCAUAUCCUAUUGUUUACAAAAUCGGUCGCCAUUAAAUUAAAAAAACAUUUCUGUAGAAUUUUUUUUAAUCAUGUAUGAUAAUAGCUUUCUUAUUUCUUACUGUUAGUACAAUAUAUUAAGUAUAUUGUAACUGAUACUUAGCACUAAUUCAUUUAAUAAUUCCAACUAUAUUUCUAUCUAGUUAUGUUAAAACUAUUUGAUUGGAGUAUAUUGAAUGAUUCAUUAAUAGUAUCGCUUACAUGUUAUUUUUAAAUACAUUAAAUGCAAAAUUGCAACAUAUUUUUAUUUUAUUAAAUAUGCAAUGGAACUUAUACAUCUUUCGAUCUGAUAUACACUACACAUUGUUAUAAUAUUUCAGUAAGUUAUAUUUUAUUAAAAUGUAGAUCAGUAUUCUAGCAAAACAUUUUUUUUAUAAAAAAUUUGUUCCUUAUACAUAUUUUCAUGACAUUUAUAUUGUAUACAAUUCUAUGUAUUUCUAUGUAUAUAACUUUAAUUAUAAGAAUAUAAUUAAAUAUCUUACGUCUUUCCA
Molecule: messenger RNA, 2062 nt
Organism: Bombus huntii
Lineage: Eukaryota; Metazoa; Arthropoda; Insecta; Hymenoptera; Apidae
Product: zinc finger protein 543-like
Exons: 5
Coding region: 389-1516 (375 amino acids)
Biological process (GO): regulation of transcription by RNA polymerase II
Cellular component (GO): nucleus
Molecular function (GO): zinc ion binding; RNA polymerase II cis-regulatory region sequence-specific DNA binding; DNA-binding transcription factor activity
Source: RefSeq, a predicted model, not a curated record